AGCCGCUUUGGCCCAGGCCGCCACCCCGCCGCCGCCGUCGGGCGCCGCGCAGACGAAACGCCCGUUUUUUUGAUUGCUUCCUCCGCCCGGCCGACCAUGGGGAAGCCUGCGCCGCGCGUGGUCAAGCGCAAGGCCGUGUCGCGCGCGCCCUCGGCGUCGGUGGCGCGGGCCCGGAAGGCGCUGAAGAAGAAGAGGCAGGCCGUCAAGGCCAAGGCGGCCCAGGUGGAGGCCGUCGCACGCGCCGCGGGCGGUUACGGCAAGGCGAUGUCCUCGCCCUGGGAGGUGCCGCCAGGAGGCAUCAAGAAUUCCCCGGCUUACAAGGCGGUCGUCGCGAGGUGCGGCGUCCUCGGGUCCACCGCCCCGGCGCCGAAGGACCGCGCCGGGGCUCCGCUGAAGGGCGGCUUCCCGAUCGAGCAGCUGCCCCCGAACGUGCUGGUCGACGGGCUGCGCGCCCACUGGCUGCCCGACGACUGGGCCCAGGUCGUCAAGAACACGGGCCCGGGCGGCGUCUAUUACGGCUGGCUGUCUCCGCAGGGCAAGUUCUUCUACCACCGCAGCGGCUACCCCACCGCCAUCGAGGAGAGCCUCGGGCGGAAGCUCACCGCGCGGGACGGCGUCAACGGCAUCCUGCGGUCGGUGCGGCAGCGCGUGUCGCCGGCCGCGGACAGGGCGUUCCUGCAGCGGAGCCUCACGGCGGCGGAGAGGAGGCACGUGCUGGGCGCCGAGCACUUUCACUUCGCGGUGAUCUCGGCCCGCAGAGCGGCGUCAGACGAAGGCCAGCACGGCAUCAUGUUGGUGGAGGGCCACUGCCAAGCGGUUGGGAUCACGCCGACGUGGUACGUGGACGCAGACAGCUUGGCGGACUACAAGGAGCUUGGCCUUCGCGCCGUCGUGGGCGGCAAACUGACUCCCGCCAGGAACAUGGCGCUGGACGUGGCCAAGCGCAAGAGGCAGGUGUGCGUCCAGAUCUCCGAUGACAUCUCGAAAUGGGAGUACUUCUCGGAGGAGGAAGCAGAACUUUCGGGGCGAGGUCACCUUCGCGAAGGCGAACGCGGCGGUCCACGGAGCUCGGCGGCUCCACGUCUCGCCGCUGGCCGCGGCGCAGUUCAUCCUGGCCAAGAUGCGUUCCUCGCCUCGGAGGCCUCACCUCGGCGGCGUGUUCCCGACGCUGAACGCGUCGCUCAGCCUCGGCCAGGAGGAGAGUACUCCACGCACCAUUUCAUCCUGGGCGAUUUCUUUGUCGCGGAGCCGGCCUCGAAGUGCCGGUUCGACACGUCCAUGACCCUCAAAGAGGACUACGAUUUCUCUUGCGCUCACAUCAAGGCGCACGGCAGCGUUCUUCGCUGCAACCGUAUGUUCGCGCAUGCUCGGCACGCCACUAACGCGGGCGGCGCGGUGGCGACGAGAGACUCCAAUGGCAGCAAGGAGCGCGCAAACAUCGCCAUCCUGAUGCAGAAGUGGCCUGGCGUGUUCCACCUGAACGGGAGGCGUCAAGAUGAGGUCAUCAUGAAGGGAGGAGUCUUGGUCAACGGCGGGGCAGAUGGCGCCGAGAAGGGCUCGAGCCAGAGCGCCAAGACGAGCGGUGGUACCUCCAGGACGAAGCCGGUCAAGAAAGCUGGCAGCACAGCAGCAAAAGGGGCGGUAAGGAACAGCUCGGGCUUCGACCUCUCAUCGAAGGUGAAGCGCGUCAAGGAGGUCAGCGCGAAGGCCGCAUACAUCAACGAGAGGGCCGCCGCCCUGAGCGGGAAGACGGCCAGGUUCCGGGACGCGGCAGGCCGCGAGAGGCCCUACCGCGCCUCGGACCUCGGCUACGACGUGGCCCGCGGCGUGCUGCGGGUGCUGAAGUGACGCGGGGAGGGGCCUCGAGUCUGCUGCUCGGGCUUGCUUGGCAGGAUGCAGCUCCUGGGAGCAGCCCCCAGCAGCACAGGGGCGGUCCGCGCUGCGCGGGCGGUGCACGGCGGCUGCCGCCGCCAGGGGCACGCGCCGCGCCGCGCUGCGCUCGGACCGGACACGGGGAUCUGGCCCGCCGGGCCUCGGAGCGGAGCGAGAGAACAAGAGCGUGGGCAGCCCGUGCGCGGCGAGCCUCCUCCUCCUCCUCCCGCCGCCUCCUCCUCCUCCCACGCCUCCUCCUUCUCCGCCUCCGCCUCCUCCUCCGCCUCC
Molecule: messenger RNA, 2160 nt
Organism: Prorocentrum cordatum
Lineage: Eukaryota; Dinophyceae; Prorocentrales; Prorocentraceae
Source: the annotation of a GenBank genome assembly